This is a messenger RNA of Perognathus longimembris pacificus (Pacific pocket mouse), 1755 nucleotides long. RefSeq names its product REC8 meiotic recombination protein (gene Rec8). The record is from RefSeq and is a predicted model, not a curated record. NCBI's taxonomy places the organism in Eukaryota, Metazoa, Chordata, Mammalia, Rodentia, Heteromyidae. Gene Ontology annotation, cellular component: synaptonemal complex; cohesin complex. Gene Ontology annotation, molecular function: chromatin binding; protein binding. Gene Ontology annotation, biological process: replication-born double-strand break repair via sister chromatid exchange; mitotic sister chromatid cohesion; synaptonemal complex assembly.
AUGUUCUACUACCCCAACGUGCUCCAGCGCCACACCGGCUGCUUCUCCACCAUCUGGCUGGCGGCGACCCGCGGCAGUCGGCUGGUGAAGCGCGAGUAUCUGAAGGUGAACGUGGUUAAGACAUGCGAAGAAAUCCUCGAUUACGUGCUGGUCCGAGUCCAGCCCCCCCUGCCCGGCCUGCCGCGGCCCCGCUUCUCGCUGUAUCUGUCGGCCCAGCUCCAGAUCGGCGUGAUCCGGGUCUACUUCCAGCAAUGCCAGUACCUCGUGGAGGACAUCCAGCACAUCCUGGAGCGCCUGCACCGCGCCCACAUGCAGAUCCGCAUCGACAUGGUGGACGCCGAGCUACCCAGCCUGCUGCUCCCCAACUGCCUGGACAUGAUGGAGACCCUAGAAGCGGCUCCGGACCCCUUCUUUGGAUCGAUGUCUGUGGAGCCCAGCCUCCCUAGCCCUUUCCAUAUCCCUCAGAUCCGACAUCUUUUAGAGUCUAAAACUCCAGAGAGAGUUCCUGAGGAGAUCCCUCCUGAAGAACCUGCAAAGCGCAGAAAGCCAGAAAAGACCCUGGCCACCGUGGUGUCCCCCGAGUCCAUCACGCUGAAGGAGGUGGAGCCCAUCCGCAUCCUGCAGAUUGAGGGGGAACAGGAUCUCCCCGAGGUCAGCCGCCAGGACCUGGAGUUGCUCAUCGCAGAGGAGGACGAGGCGAUUCUGCUAGAGGAGCAGCGGCAAGGUGGGUGUCGGCAGCAGCCGGGCGCUCAUCCUCUCUUUACAGAACCCAAGGAGGUGGCCCGGGCCGUGGAGGGCGACACUGCCGUCCCCUCCCUGUCCCCUCCAGUCCCUAUGCAGGUAGAGGGGCUGGAAGAGCUGCUGCCAGGCCCGGCCCUGGGCCCCGAGGAGCCGAAGCCGACCGGCUGGGAGCCUGGAGCGCUGCCUGGUGAGGUGACGCCCCCCCAAGAGCUGCGCCUGCCGGCUGCACCCAGCCCAAAGAGGAAGGCCCCCUCUCCCGCCGGGCCACCGGCGCGCCGCCGCCGCCGCCAGCUGCUGUUCUGGGACCAGGAGACUCAGAUCUCUCGGGAGAAAUUCCAGGAACAGCUGCAGACCAGAGCUCACUGCUGGGAGUGUCCCAAGGUGCAGCCUCUCAAGAGAAUGACCAGAAGCCCCGCAGAGCUGUUCCGAACCCCGACUCUCUCUGGCUGGCUCCCUCCAGAGGUCCUGUCUCUCUGGGCGCACUGUGCCCGGGCGCCCCCUGGAAUGGAGCGGCCGCCCGCAGAGGUGGCGGAGGCAGAGAGCAGGAAGGUGGAGACCCCAAGUGAGAUUGAGGUCCUGAGGGAGGCCCUGGAGCCCAGCGGGCCCCUCAUGCUGUCUUCAGAGCUCUCCCUGGAAGCUGAAGAGGAGCGGUCUCGCACCAGCCUCGCUCCCCCGGAAGAGCGGUGGGGAUGGACGGAGGUGGAGCAGCCGGAGCCCCCCGCCCUGCCCGUGGUACCCGAACUCCCGGUGCUCAUGGAGCUGCCCUCCGAGCUGCCCCCGGAGCCCGAGCUGCUCACGCUGGAGGCUGUGCACAGGGCAGUGGCACUGGGGCUGCAGGCCAACCGGAAACUGGACUUCGGCAGCCUGGUGCCUCCUCUCAGUCCCCGCAAAAUGGCCGCGCGGGUCUUCUACCUGCUCCUGGUGCUGUGUACACAGAAGAUCAUUCUCGUGGAACAAGAGGAGCCGUACGGGCACAUCCUGAUCCAGCCGGGGUCCAAGUUCUACCAAGGGUAG